This is a messenger RNA of Juglans microcarpa x Juglans regia, 1571 nucleotides long. RefSeq names its product probable xyloglucan galactosyltransferase GT17. The record is from RefSeq and is a predicted model, not a curated record. The transcript has a single exon. Lineage: Eukaryota; Viridiplantae; Streptophyta; Magnoliopsida; Fagales; Juglandaceae. The coding region runs from base 58 to 1491 and encodes 477 amino acids. Gene Ontology annotation, molecular function: glycosyltransferase activity.
GAACUCUCCUCUCCCAACCUUAAUUGCGGGCUUUCUCUAUUUCUCUCCACCCUAAUUAUGUUUAUCCGAAAGCAAGCGGCGACCACCGCAUGGUCGGAGAGAUCAGAGAAAUACUGCAGAAACAAAGAAGCUCCAUGGCCCAUCAUGUUCCUCAAUAUUCCCGACAAGUUGAGCCGACGUCUCAAUAUCUUCUUACUAUUUGUCUUUCUCUUAGCUUGGUUUUCUGUGCUCCUCCUUUGGUUCCCGACCACGAACACUACUACUCCCCAACCAAACCAUAUGAAUGACACAAAAUCAUUAGCCCCCAUUCCUAUGUGCGACGGCAGGGUGUCGGUGUACGUGUAUUCAUUGCCGCCCGAGUUUAACGUUGGCCUUCUCGACGACUGCCACCAUCUGAACGUGUACACCGACAUGUGCCCCCACGUCGCAAACUGUGGCCUCGGCCAGCUUCUUUCCGGCAUGGGCUCCGGCGCCUCAUGGUUUGCCACCCACCAGUUUAUCGCCGAGAUGAUCUUCCACGCACGCCUGGAGAAUCACCCGUGUCGCACCUGGGAUCCUAGCCGUGCCGACUUGUUCUACAUUCCAUUCUACGGUGGCCUCCACGCUUCAAGCAAGUUCCGGGAUCCAGAUCUGAAAGCACGGGACUCCUUGGCCGUCAAAUUGGCGGAGUUUCUUCAAGCUCAGCCGUGGUGGCUAAAGCACCACGGGAAGGACCACUUCUUGGCCUUAGGGAGGACUGCCUGGGAUUUCAUGAGGUCGGAAGAGGAUCCUGACUUUGGAGCAAACAGCCUCCUGAUCCUGCCACCUGUCCAAAACAUGUCGGUGCUGACCGUAGAGAGACAUCCUUGGAAGGGUUCAAACCAACACGGUAUUCCCUACCCAUCUUAUUUCCACCCGUCCACGGCGAACGAGAUGCUGACGUGGCAAAACAAGAUGAGGCAGUCCGUGCGUCCCCACCUGUGGUCCUUCGUUGGGGCCCCACGGAAAGGUCUGGAGAAGGCCGCAAUAAGGGACAAGAUCCUAGCACAAUGCGCCGGGUCGACUCGGUGCAAGCUAGUGAGAUGCGGGAGCGCAGAGAGCAAGUGCCACGAGCCGAGCGAAGUGCUGGGCGUGAUGGCAACGUCUCGCUUUUGCCUGCAGGCCCCCGGUGACUCGUUCACACGGCGGUCGACAUUCGACUCGGUUCUUGCAGGCUGUAUACCGGUCUUCUUUUCGCCCCACACGGCAUACACUCAGUACGCAUGGUUCUUGCCGGAAGAUCCAGACGCGUACUCGGUGUACAUAGAUGAGAAAGGGAACGGAAGCCAGAGAAUAGAGGAGGAGCUGUUGAAGAUUCCGAGAGAGAGAGUUGAAAGAAUGCGUGAUAGGCUGAUAGAAAUGAUCCCCAGACUAACGUAUGCACACCCAAAUGCAAGUGGUUUUGGGUUCAGAGAUGCUGUUGACGUUGCUCUCGCUGCGUUGUCCAAACACGUGUUGACGAAGACUUCGUGAUGAGUGGGAAGCAAAAAAGACUCCAACCACUCUGUUGGACUUCGUGGGCAGGCAAGAAGUCUGUCCUCUACACAUAAUUA